AUGUCCAAACUUAUUACCGUCUUUGGCGCCACCGGUAACCAAGGAGGCUCUGUUAUUCGAGCCAUCCAGGCCAACCCCAAGCUCUCGAAGGAAUUCAAGAUCCGGGGAAUCACCCGCGACGCGAAUAAGCCCGCCGCCAAAGACCUCGCCGCGAAGGGCGUCGAGGUGGUCUCGGCUGACAUGUCUUCUGCAUCGUCUCUCGCCGCCGCUCUCGAAGGAUCUCACACGGUCUUCCUAGUCACCAACUUCUGGGAAUCCCUCUCCAGAGAUGUAGAGGUGUCGCAGGGCAAAGCGGUCGCCGACGCCAGCAAGGCCGCCGGUGUGCAGCAUCUUAUCUUCUCCUCCAUUCGCAACGUCACGGAGAUGAGCAAGGGUCGGUUGACGCAGCUCGCUCAUUUCGACGGCAAGGCCGAGAUCGAGGAUUACAUCCGGGCCAGUGGCGUGCCUGGCUCCUUUGUGCUGGCGGGAUUCUUCAUGUCGAACACUUUUGAGAUGAUCAACAAGCAAGGCGAUACGUACACUCUAGCGUGGCCUGUUGAUCCUCGCAAGGCGCAAAUUCCCGUGUUUGAUGUCGGAGACGAUACUGGCAAAUUUGUCAUUGCGGCCAUUAACCGCGGACCCUCAAAUGAGCGGAUUCUAGCGGCCACUGAGUACUACACACCUGAGCGUCUCAUGGCUGAGUUCUCUGAAGUUACUGGGCACAAGGCGCAGGCUGUGCAGAUUCCCAGCGAGGUGUUCAAGAGCUUCCUGCCUCCCCCUGUGGCGGAGGAACUGAACGAGAAUAUACUCUUGCUGGAAGACCCGGGAUACUAUGGUGGCGAGAGCUUGGACACCUCCCAUGCACUGUUGGACCAGAAGCCAACGGGUUGGAAGGAGUUUGUGCAGCGGAACAAGAGCAAGUGGCCUUGA
Aspergillus melleus is the source of this 909-nucleotide messenger RNA. Its product is annotated as NmrA/HSCARG family protein. Bases 1 to 909 code for a protein of 302 amino acids. NCBI's taxonomy places the organism in Eukaryota, Fungi, Ascomycota, Eurotiomycetes, Eurotiales, Aspergillaceae. The record is from RefSeq and is a predicted model, not a curated record. The transcript is spliced from 3 exons.